UUUUCAAGUGAAAACUGGUAAGCACUAUAGAUGAUAGAAAAAAAUUCCCUUCGUAAUAUGCCUGUUAACACAGAAGCGGAACGGCAACGUUUUGUUAUCGUGUUGGUGUCCUUACGCCUUAUCUAUUGAUGUACCUGGUCUGUAGAUCUAUUUUUCUCGAGUUCAUUUUAACCAUCACCGCUGUAGUCGUUGGUUUCAUCUCUUCACAAGGUUUCUAUUGACAGAAUAAUUCAAGUUUCACAGUUUCGAAAGGAAAAAAAAGGCCCAGAAGCCAUUGACGUUUCCUCGAUACAUCAAACGAGUUGGCCUCUUGUCAUGCCUGAGUCAGCCGACGUUGCGGUGACAACCAUGUUAGCCCUACUAAUAAUAGCGGACAUCAGUGGAAACUGUCUGGUUUGUUUGGUUAUAAAGAAAAAUAAAGAUAUGAGGACUCCCUUCAAUUACCUACUUGUGAACUUAGCUGUAUCAGACAUUAUGUUUGCCACCUUCAUAGCACCAAAUCAUGUCUUUGAGGACAGCUUCACUCAUCCAAAAGGAACUACGGGCUUGGUUGUGUGCCUGGUAAUAACAGCUGGAAACGUGGCUUGGAUCGGUGCAGCUUCAUCGUCCGUGACUCUUACUGCCAUCGCAGUUGAGCGCUACUGUACUGUUACUAGUCCUGAUGGUAGUAAUGGAAAACUCACCAAAAAAAAGCUUAAGGCGAUUAUUUCUGGGUGUUGGAUCUUCUCAGUGGCUUUAAACAUGCCACUUUUUCUAGCAACAAGAUUUGAUUCAUCAAUCGGUGACUGCAAGUGGAUUUGGCCUGAAAAGUGGAUCGGUGCAGCAUACGACUCUGUAUGGCUUGUACUAUUGGCUAUAAUUCCUCUGACAGUGAUGACUGGUUUAUAUUCAAAGGUCGUUUACAUGUUGUGGUUCAAACGUAAUGAGGAAAAUGAAGUCGCUCAUCAACAGAAGGGAGUCCUGAAGGUCAGGAAGCGAGUAACGUUAAGUGUAAUCACUGUCAGUGCCAUAUUUGGAGCUUGUUGGAUCACAGGAUUGCUGAUUUACAUCCUUAGCUACCUUGACAUCCUCUUGUUUGGCUCAAUCUCAUACGUUCUUUCUGACACAUUGUUUAUGUUCAACUCCGCCAUCAACCCUUUUGUUUAUGCUCUGCUGAAUGAGCGUUUCAGGCAGAAGAUCAAAAUGUUAUGCCGUACUAGCCGAAUUUCUAGGGUACAUACCUCAAGCAAGCAUGGAAUAGGGCCUCAAAACAACACCUCUCCCGUAACUGACACUGUAAAUGUUCAAUGAAAUAAUGCCACAGGUCCGAUGGAUAACAACAGACGAUUGGUACAAGAAAAAGUUCCCCAGAUGCAUCUGCAAGGAGAGUUGGAGCAUGGUCGUCGAGACUAACUAAGAGUUUCAAGGCUGCGGGCAAUAACACCUGCGUAAAAUACUGCAAAUGUCACAUUGAGACACAGUGACAAUUAAGCUUGUGUUCGACACAAACUGACUGGCAGCGCCGCACCUAUGAAAAAAUUUUUAGCGUUAACGUAAACGGCCAUGCAUCAAACUACCCACAACCACUGUACAAUUAACUUUGAAUCGUUAGUUUUUGCACGUGAUCUAUGCGUUGAAUGAACGAUAGCAAACUUUUUCUUCGCCUGAACUAAUAGAGACUAAUGGAAGUCAGAGCUUGAAUUUAUUCACCCCAACAAGUUCAAAUAUUUUAAAUGAACGGACUGUGAACGGUUUACCUGAGAAGGCUAAGAAUUAGGAACUCUGAACUAAGAAUACUUUCCACGUACGAUUCAAUGCGACGUAUUCGUGGCUUAGAUUUCCCUAAUGAUAAAAUGAAUCAGUUGUGUAUGCUUUUGAUUCUACGUAUGACAAACUUUCGGAGUUUCUUCGCUUUUAAAAAGGAUAAUCGGAGCUCUCGGCAAUCGUUGAAAGUAUCACCGAAAAAUAUCGCGUAAUGAAUGCGAAAGCGAUCUUAAAAAAAUAAGAAUAGGGCUUGAAUAAAAGAAACGUGGGCGGAUCAAGAGAGUUCCUA
Pocillopora verrucosa is the source of this 2032-nucleotide messenger RNA. The record is from RefSeq and is a predicted model, not a curated record. Lineage: Eukaryota; Metazoa; Cnidaria; Anthozoa; Scleractinia; Pocilloporidae.